AUGUCCACUUCAGCAGAAGUUGCAACUCAAUCUAAUGAAAGUUUUACUCGCGAAUAUACCCUCCGCUCUCGCCCAGUCAAAUCAGAUGAUUCAAGUGGGAGAUCUUUAUCUCAUGAACUCGAGGACCUGGCUAAGAAUGGUAGUGGACGGUCUACCUCUGUUCCUCCCGAUGCACCGCCUUCCCUGCAGUCAUUGUCCACUGCCCAGCAUCAAGUUCGAGAGAAACGCCGCAGACUCUUCCCAACAAUUGAAUAUGCGAGUCGGGUUUCCCAUUUUGAUUCCAAAAGCGAAUAUAGAGAUUUUAAGGGAUUUUAUGUCCUUUUUUGGAUUGCCUUGACCAUCAUGACUAUUACAACCGUUAUGAGGAACAUCAAAGAUACGGGAUUCCCUACAAGAGUUAAGAUAUGGCAGUUAUUCAGGAUCAAAGUGUGGGAGCUCGCUGUAGCUGAUGGAUUCAUGAUACUGACAACCACCGUAAGCCUACCAUUUCACAGACUAUUUCGAAGUAAACAGGGCCAAAGAUGGGGGCUGCAAUGGAACGUGGGCGGAAUGAUAGUGCAGAGCAUGUAUCAAGCUUUGUGGUUUGUCUUCUGGGUAGCGAUUCCCUUUGCUCGCUCCUGGACAUGGACUGCCCAAGUUUUCCUAAUACUGCAUACAUUUGUGCUGCUCAUGAAAAUGCACUCAUACGCUUUCUAUAACGGACAUCUCAGCGAGACAGAACGACGAUUACAGUCCUUAGACCAACCAGCCACUGCCUCAAAGGCACCAGCCUACCAGUAUCCUGGUGUGGGUGAGGUACCACUUCCAAAGGCCUCAAGUACGUCCGACAGAGAUCUGAUUCAGCUUAGAGAAGAUCUUGCCAUGGAGCUUACAUCACCUACUGGAUCAUCUACAUACCCAAAAAACUUGACUUGGUCAAAUUAUUGGGACUAUCUCCUGUGUCCUACCCUUUGCUACGAACUGGAGUAUCCACGAACCGAUAGAAUCGUUUGGAGUGCACUUGGAUAUAAAGUUCUUGCAGUUUUUGGUGUUAUAUUUCUUCUGACAAAUACUUCGGAAGAAUUCAUUGUCCCUGUGCUGGCUGAAUCUGCAGAGCGUUUGGAAACUGCCAUUUCCCUGUCUGAAACUAUCUUGAUCCUAGCCGAAACUGUUUCCUUGCUCCUCUUUCCUUUUAUGGUCACAUUUCUGCUGGUGUUUCUAGUCAUCUUCGAGUAUGUAUUAGGGGCCUUUGCCGAAAUCACAUGUUUCGCAGACCGUCAUUUCUACUCUGAUUGGUGGAAUAGCACCGACUGGCUAGAAUUUUCGCGGGAGUGGAAUAUUCCGGUCCACAAUUUCUUCCGGAGACAUGUAUAUAGUGCAUCAACGCCACAUUUUGGACGUCCAAUGGCAACUCUCAUUACUUUUCUUAUUAGCUCACUUGGACAUGAGCUUGUCAUGGCCUGUAUCACCAAGAAGGUCCGCGGAUACGGUUUCUUGGCCCAGAUGAGCCAAUUACCUCUAGUAGUGCUACAGCGGACAAAGUGGGUUCGUGAGAAGAAGCUACUCAAUAACAUAUGUUUUUGGUGCUCUACUAUCUUGGGUCUGAGCACGAUAUGUUCACUCUAUGUAUUAUGCUGA
Messenger RNA from Blumeria graminis f. sp. triticale, 1617 nucleotides. The record is from the annotation of a GenBank genome assembly. NCBI's taxonomy places the organism in Eukaryota, Fungi, Ascomycota, Leotiomycetes, Helotiales, Erysiphaceae.